AUGCCUGAGGAGUCAAAUGAGGACGAGGCCAGCACACUCGCUCGCACUCUCCUGGUGUGCAAAUACCUCACCACGCUGGAUUUGACACCAAAGCAGUUCAUGGUCACCUUCAUGUCUUCUAACCACCCCGAUUUAAUCUUUCGAAGACGCAUGAUGAAAGUGGGCAAGGCUUUCAAACAAACCCGUUCGAUUGUCCGGAAUUUCGGUCGUUUGUCACGAGGUUGCGCACAUGGCCAAGCCAAUUGGGAGUCUUUGAUUUUGGAAGAGGCCACCGAUAUCGUCAAUGCGCAAGACCUACCACGGGGGCAUUUUCCAGGCGGAGCAUAUGUCAGUUCCAGAAGGAUUACCCCGGACUAUUUCAGCAACAGUUCAGAAAUACUACGAGACUCCCAAGUGACAAUGGGUAUGAGCUUUCUGCACUCACUGCUCAAAAACAAGCUGGCGUUCGGAAUGAAUCAAGUGCCCCCCGUCACUGACGACAAGGGCGAAAAUGUAUGUGACCCGAUGGAUGAAUCACAAACUGCCAGCAAUGCGGGGGUAACACGUGGCCUUUUGGAUGCACGUGGAACUGUGUUCAAUGAUCAAGAAGAUGAAGGAACAGUUAUGUCAAUGGAGAACAUGGUUUUUGUUAAGGCAUCGGCCGCGGAUCAAAAAGCCCUCAAACUUACCAAGGCAAGCCCCCUCUGA
This is a messenger RNA of Melampsora larici-populina 98AG31, 687 nucleotides long. RefSeq lists its product as uncharacterized. Lineage: Eukaryota; Fungi; Basidiomycota; Pucciniomycetes; Pucciniales; Melampsoraceae. The record is from RefSeq and is a predicted model, not a curated record. Bases 1 to 687 code for a protein of 228 amino acids. The transcript has 2 exons.